Octodon degus (degu) is the source of this 2082-nucleotide messenger RNA. RefSeq names its product carboxylesterase 5A (gene Ces5a). Lineage: Eukaryota; Metazoa; Chordata; Mammalia; Rodentia; Octodontidae. The transcript has 13 exons. The record is from RefSeq and is a predicted model, not a curated record. The coding region runs from base 87 to 1811 and encodes 574 amino acids.
GAAAGCCAUUUCUUUUCUCUUUGGCUGAAGCUCUUUGAGGGCAGCAGCAGCUGUGGCUAUCUAGAAAAUUCAGGAGGACCUGCUAGAUGAGUGUGGAAUGGGUGUACCCUGGCCGAGCCCUAAUUUGGGCCAUUUGGAUCCUUGUAGCUGUCACCAUGGAAGCUGUGAAUGAAGUGCCACAGAGGAACACCAGGCUGGGAUGGGUCCGGGGCAAGCAAGUCUCAGUUCUGGGAAGUUCCACACCUGUGAAUGUGUUCCUUGGACUCCCCUUUGCCAUGCCCCCUCUGGGACACCUGAGAUUUGCAAACCCAGAGCCAGCAAUGCCCUGGAAUGACUUGCGAGAGGCCACUGCCUACCCUAAGUUAUGUUUCCAGAACUUGGAGUGGAUGUUAUUAAAUCAACGCAUUCUCAAGGUGCAUUACCCCAAACUUGAGGUGUCAGAAGACUGCCUGUACCUUAACAUCUAUGCACCAGCGCAUGCCAGUGCAGACUCCAGUCUCCCUGUCAUGGUGUGGUUUCCAGGAGGUGGCUUUGAGAAUGGCUCAGCCUCCAUCUUUGAUGGGUCUGCCCUUGCUGCCUAUGAGAAUGUGCUGGUCGUGACCACUCAGUACCGGUUAGGAAUAUUUGGCUUCUUCAACACAGGGGACCAGCAUGUUCCAGGGAACUGGGCCUUCAUGGACCAGUUGGCUGCCCUGUCCUGGGUCCAGGAGAACAUCAAAGGCUUUGGUGGGGACCCAGGCUCUGUGACCAUCUUUGGAGAGUCAGCAGGAGCCAUAAGUGUUUCCAACCUUGUUCUGUCUCCCUUGGCCAAGAGCCUAUUUCACAAAGCCAUUAUGGAGAGUGGGGUGGCCAUCAUGCCCAACCUGAGGAAACUUGAUGAAAAGAGGAAGGAUUUGCAGCUGGUUGCAGAUAUCUGUGGUUGCAAUGCCUCAGACUCCAAGGCUCUUCUGAAUUGCCUGAGGACAAAAUCCUCUAUUGAGUUGCUGAACCUUGGCCAGAAAACAAAGUCUUUCGAUCGAGUGAUUGAUGGCCUUUUCUUCCCUGAUGAGCCUGUAGAACUAUUGUCUCAAAAACAAUUUAAAGCAGUGCCUUCCAUCAUCGGAGUCAAUAACCAUGAGUGUGGCUUCAUGCUGCCGAUGCAGGAGACACCUGAGAUCCUCAGAGGCUCCAACAAAUCUCUUGCCUUUCAUGUGAUACAUUCUCUCCUGCACAUCCCCCUACAGUACUUGCAUGUUGUGGAGAAUGAAUACUUCCCUGGAAAGCGCUCUAUGAUUGAACUUCGAGAUAGUUUACUGGACUUGCUUGGAGAUGUGUUCUUUGUUGUCCCUGGGCUAGUCACAGCUCGAUAUCACAGAGAUGCUGGUGCACCUGUUUACUUCUAUGAGUUUCAACACCGGCCCCAAUGCUUUGAAGACACAAAACCAGCCUUUGUCAAAGCAGACCACUCUGAUGAAAUCCGCUUCAUCUUUGGAGGUCCCUUCCUGAUGGGUGACAUAGUCAUGUUUGAAGGAGCUACUAAAGAGGAGAAAUUGCUGAGUAAGAAGAUGAUGAGAUACUGGGCUAAUUUUGCUCGAAGCGGUAAUCCUAAUGGGAACGACCUGCCUCUGUGGCCAGCCUACAAUCACACAGAGCAGUAUCUGAUGCUGAAUUUGAACAUGAGCCUUGGACAAAGACUGAAAGAAAGAAGAGUGGAAUUUUGGACAAAUACUGUUCCUCUGAUCCUGUCAGCUUCUGAAGGUUUUCUCAAACCUCUUUCCCCCUUAAUUUUUUUUCCUUUGCCCUUGCCCCUUUUCUUCUCAUUUGCUCCUUAAACUUAGCAUGAUUUUGAUUGUCCUUAUUCUUCAAAGUUUCGCCCUCCAUCAUUAGCUUCAUUUUUGGUUUUGCUUCUUUCUGUUGGGGAUCUUUGUGGAAUAAACCACUUAGCUGAUGUGUUAUGGACUUAAGGAUCAUCCUCAUGAAGUUCUUUUCAACACCAAAAAAUGCAAUUGUCUUGAAAGACAAAAGAUUUUCUCAAAAAAUUUUGGAGAGGGCUGGCCCAUUAGUUAUCACAAUAAUGCUAUUGUUAUUCAUAUGAAAUAAAAG